Molecule: messenger RNA, 2066 nt
Organism: Equus quagga
Lineage: Eukaryota; Metazoa; Chordata; Mammalia; Perissodactyla; Equidae
Gene: CRCP
Product: CGRP receptor component
Exons: 6
Coding region: 122-568 (148 amino acids)
Biological process (GO): transcription initiation at RNA polymerase III promoter
Cellular component (GO): RNA polymerase III complex
Molecular function (GO): nucleotide binding
Source: RefSeq, a predicted model, not a curated record
UCCCGGCGUGCAGCGCGGCGCGCGGAGCCGGCGACCCAGCGGGCAACGCGGAGGGCGGAGAGGCGGUGGCGCGGCGUCAGGCUCCUCUCUUGGCGGCUGGAGGCUACGAGGCGGGGUCGACAUGGAAGUGAAGGAUGCCAAUUCUGCUCUGCUCAGUAACUACGAGGUGUUCCAGUUACUGACUGAUCUGAAAGAGCAGCGUAAAGAAAGUGGAAAGAAUAAACACAGUUCUGGGCAACAGAACUUGAAUACUAUUACCUAUGAAACAUUAAAAUACAUAUCAAAAACACCAUGCAGGCACCAGAGUCCUGAAAUUGUCAGAGAAUUUCUCACAGCAAUGAAAAGCCACAAAUUGACCAAAGCUGAAAAGCUUCAGCUGCUGAAUCACAGGCCCAUGACUGCUGUUGAGAUCCAGCUGAUGGUCGAAGAGAGUGAAGAGCGGCUCACAGAAGAGCAGAUUGAAGCACUCCUCCACACUGUCACAAGCAUUCUGCCUGCAGGGCCAGAGGCUGAGCCAAAGAAAAAUACCAACGAUGAUAUGACAAUGGACGAAGAGAACCCAGCAUAGAAGAACACAGCUGGCUCAAGCAUCUCAUGAAGUUGAAAGACCUAGCAGUCAUUUCUCAGAUGUUCAGAGAAUUGUUUAUUUGGUUUUACUUUCGACCCCAACAGACCUGAUUUCAUGGUUUAGUUGGGUAAAUCUCAAAUACGAACUAAAAAGAAAUUCUUGUGUUUCCGGGAGAAAAAAUGGGGCUGAAGAUAGGCUGAGGUUGUCGGGGCAGAAAGCUAAAGAGAAGAGGACAGAGUUGAAGAGGACAAUGACUGUGGAACCCUCUAUGGUAAAAUAUUUCUUCUGUGGCCUUUGCCAGUUGUGGGAAGGUCCCUGUACACAGCUGGUGGACUACUUGUGUUGCCUUUGAUGUGCUGUGUCCUAAUUAGUUUCAUCUGCUUCUCUAGGCUCUUCCUAAGCAGGAGCACAGAGUGCUAUUGGGAUGAGAGCUGAGUUAUGAGAAUCUGGUUAGACGUCUAAAAACUCCCAGAGCAGCAGAUUGUUGCUUUACUUUAAAAUGAGCCACAGAACUUGGCUCACCUUACAGGAAUCUUCACCUUGAGAACAGCAGAGAUAAGAAGAGCCUGGCCAUCAGGUCGUCAUCAGAUCUGAAGGCCCUUUUCCUCCGCUGGCAUGGGCUUUGUUUACUGGCUCACUAUUUAGUCUUAAAUGUUAGGGUACCAGCUCAUUCCAGUAGAAAAGAGGCACUCCAGACUGAAUGACAGUGGCAACAGAAAUACAGUAGAUUGGCUGCCUUUCUGACCAUCUUCAGUUUCCUGCCCUGAGAGGGAGCCCUGGGUAGGUACCUCCUUGUGAGCCAGGUCACUUGCACGAUGGGCAAAUUGUUUUCAUUUUUAAAAGGUGCAAAUACGUACCUCUUUUCAUGGACAGAGUAUGAAGAACUAGAGGUUUAUUAAUAAGAAUUUGAAUUUGUUGGCUGUUGCACAGUUGCAUCAGUUUCUGGAUUUAAAAUACUAGAAUAAUUACCAUGUGAAGAGCUUGUAAUAUUCAGGCUUUGGAGAAUUUAGUAGCUCCAGACAUACCUUAAGUCCUAGGAAUACUGCUAAAAAUUAAUUUCCCACAUACACUCUGCUCCCUGUUUGGGGAAGAAAAUGCCCAUAGACGUUAAUUUUCCAAAUUGGUAGUCAUUUUGUUGUAAAGUUACCUAUUUUCAAUCCUGCUGUUAAUUGGAUUACUUUCUACCUCCUUGCAAUUCCCAGGUUAUUUCAGCCUCCCUGCCACCCCCGCCAAUUGCAAUUAUGUCAGUCUUAACCUUAUCAUCUAAGGGUCAACUGAGAUCUGCUUACAGGCAACGUUGAAAUUAACAGGGCAUUUACUUUUAAGUCUCUCUUGAGUAUUUGGAAUUUUACCAGGAGCUGUUGAUUUAUUUGUCAAGGCAUACAUGUGCUUAUGUCAUUGUUAUUUCAUUUUAACCUUGUGUGUGUUAGAUGCUUUUUCUUGAUGGAUUUAAGAGUUUAAUCUGGUUAAUAAUAAAUUGUUUCCAGGUGACUGCCAA